Messenger RNA from Fusarium keratoplasticum, 411 nucleotides. RefSeq lists its product as uncharacterized. The coding region runs from base 1 to 411 and encodes 136 amino acids. NCBI's taxonomy places the organism in Eukaryota, Fungi, Ascomycota, Sordariomycetes, Hypocreales, Nectriaceae. The record is from RefSeq and is a predicted model, not a curated record. The transcript has 3 exons.
AUGCCACCACGGAUGCAACAUGCGGGCUCCUCCUCUUCUUAUAAUGACAGCGGCGCCUGGUCUCGAGCUAGCUCAGAAAGACAAAGCAACCCUCCUCCAUGUCGACCAAGUGCCAUCAAUAAUCUAGACGGCAACAGAAGCCAUCCCGAGCUCAAGGACACGCCGGGCCAGCCCGUCGUCGGCAGGGACCCCUGUAGUAACGUCGCCAUGCUAGACCUCAGCGCCAAACAUGCUCAGCCGCUCGCCAACUCCCGAUUCUCGGAACCUCUCCGAUUGCACAAGCGCGUCGCGGAUGGCUUGAUCGCACCCCUGUCGGCUAAGAAACGGCUCCGUGAUGGCCCUUCAACAUUUCCCAGCGGCGGUGAGGUGAGGCAGCAUACAGUAGAGACGAAUGCGUCGAUGAUGAACUGA